UUGAAUGCGGAAGUCGGACUCAAGCUGCAGCUCCUGAUCCCCUCUCUCUGAAUAAAGAUAGAGCUUUACCCAGACUGCACAUUCCUUCCUCUGUCCCAGAUCUACCACAGUAGCGCCUCGACAUACGAACAAACCUGUUCAUGUACAAAUCGGUUUACGAACAGGAUUGUACGUAAAAUUUUGCUUCAAGGUACGAACACAGAAGCUCUCGGGCCCUGCAUGAUCUCAUUCAGUUAGUCUUUGGCCUGUGCGCUGUGAACAGCCGUCCAACCAUUCUUACGCUAUCCAAACAAUGGGAAAAGUUGAUUACGUUCGUAAGUCGAGGCGCUACUGUAUUUGAAAAUCUGAAGAUGGAAGUUUCAACAUCAACAGAUGAAGGGCUUAAGCCCGAAAUGUUGACUCUCCUACUUCUCAGAUGCAGCCUCACCUGCUGUGCUUUUCCAGCGCCACACUUUUCAAUACUGACUCUCCAGUGUCUGCAGUCCUCACUUUGACGUCAAUGUCUGACAGUCACUCAAUCCAUCGGGACUGUAACGGUUUUCAUCUAUGAUUCUGUGAGAAGGAGCAAAGCUUUUUGGUUCCUGUCUAAGUACGUUUUCAGCAUUAGUGGGACUGGAUGAGAGACCCUACCAUUGCAGCACACUGAGUGUGGAGCCUAAAAUAACUAAACGGCCUGGAAAGAGGAAUUCACAGCAGGGAGUGGCUCCAUACUUCGGCCAUGGAGAAACCUGACAAAUCCCACCUCUUGGAGAAACCAUGGAAGUGUGGUGACUGCGGGAAAGGCUUCCGUUUCCCAUCUUCCCUGGAGAUUCAUCGGCGUAGUCACACUGGGCAGAGGCCGUUCACCUGCCCAGUCUGUGGGGAGGCCUUCAGAUAUUUCUCCUCUCUGCUGAGGCACCAGCGGAUCCACACGGGGGAGAGGCCCUUCAGCUGCCCCGAGUGCAGGAAGGCCUUUAUCCAGGUCUCUGGACUGCUAAACCACCAGUGUGUCCACACAGGGGAGAGGCCCUUCAGAUGCCCCGAGUGCAGGAAGGCCUUCAGCAAUUCCUCCUCUCUGCUGAGGCACCAGCGGAUCCACACGGGGGAGAGGCCGUACAGCUGCCAUGAGUGCGGGAAGGCCUUUACCCAGGUCUCUGGACUGCAAAACCACCAGCGGAUCCACACGGGGGAGAGGCCGUACAGCUGCCAUGAGUGCGGGAAGGCCUUUACCCAGGUCUCUGGACUGCAAAACCACCAGUGGGUCCACACAGGGGAGAGGCCAUUCAGCUGCCCCGAGUGCGGGAAGGGCUUCAGCACUUCCUCCCACCUGCUGAGGCACCAGCAGAUCCACACGGGGGAGAGGCCAUUCAGCUGCCCCGAGUGCAGGAAGGCCUUCAGCGAUUCCUCCGCCCUGCGGAGCCACCAGCGGGUCCACACUGGCGAGAGGCCAUUCCCCUGCCCCAAGUGUGGGAAGGCCUUCACCAGCUCCUCCCAACUCCGGAGGCACCAGCGAGUUCACACAGGGCAAAAACCGUGGAAGUGUGGUGACUGUGGGAAAGGCUUCCGUUCCCCGUCUGCCCUGGAGACUCAUCGGCGCAGUCACACCGGGGAGAGGCCGUUCCCCUGCACUAACUGCGGGAAGGCCUUCAGAGAUUACUCCCACCUGCUGAGGCACCAGCGGAGCCACACGGGGGACAAACCCAUCAGCUGCCCAGAUUGUGGGAAGGCCUUCAUAUUUUUCUCUGCCAUGUUGGUCCACCAGCGGGUCCACACGGGAGAGAGGCCGUUCAGCUGCCCUGAGUGUGGGAAGGCCUUCAGCAAUUCCUACAACCUGCGGAGCCACCAGCGCGUCCACACGGGGGAGAGACCCUUCAGCUGCCCCGAGUGCAGGAUGGCGUUUACCCACCACUCCGCCCUGCGGAGCCACCAGCGCGUCCACACAGGGGAGAGGCCCUUCAGCUGCUCCGAGUGUGGGAAGGCCUUUACCCACAUCUCUGUCUUGCGGAGCCACGUGCGUGUUCACACCGGGAAGAGGCCCUUUAGCUGCCCCGAAUGCGGGAAGGCCUUUACCGACAUCUCCUCCCUGAUGAGGCACCAGCGGAUCCACACUGGGGAGAGGCCCUUCACCUGCCCCGAGUGCGGGAAGGCCUUCAGCAGUUCCUCCGCCCUGCUGAGGCACCAGCUGGUCCACACCGGGGAGAGACCGUACACCUGCCCUCAGUGCGGGAAGGGAUUCACCUGUUCCUCCAACUUGCUGACCCACCAGCGUGUCCACACCGGGGAGAGGCCCUUCAGCUGCCCCGCAUGCGGGAAGGGCUUCAACCGCUCCUCCACCCUGCAGAGCCACCAGAGGAUCCAUACAGGGGAAAGGCCCUUCAGCUGCCCCGUAUGCGGGAAGGGCUUCAAUCGCUCCUCCUCCCUGCGGAGCCACCAGCGGAUCCACGCAGGGGAGAGGCCCUUCAGCUGCCCCGAGUGUGGGAAGGCCUUUACCCACGUCUCUGCCUUGCAGAGCCACCAGCAUGUCCACACGGGGGAGAGGCCCUUCACUUGCCCUGAGUGCGGGAAGGCCUUCAGCAGUUCCUCCACGCUGCUGACCCACCAGCGGAUCCACACCGGGGAGAGACCGUACACCUGCCCUCACUGCGGGAAGGGCUUCAACCGCUACUCCACCCUGCAGAGACACCAGCGGAUCCACACAGGGGAGAGACCGUACACCUGCCCUCAGUGUGGGAAGGCCUUCAGCACAUCUUCCUCCCUGCUGAGGCACCAGCGGAUCCACACCGGGGAGAGGCCGUUCAUCUGCUCUCAGUGCGGGAAGGGCUUCACCUACUCCUCCCAACUGCGGAAGCACCAGCGAGUUCACGUGCCAUCGCAGGGGGAUUGAAGGAGUGAUGGCCGAGUCCCAUUAUCGAUUGGACUAUCAACCCGGUUCCGGGAACGCCCGGGUUCGAAUCCCGCCAGGACAGAUGGCAGAAUUGGUAUUCAGUCAGAAAUGGGGAGUUCGGAAUCUAACGAUGAGACCGUUUCAGGGAGGAGGUAGUGCGGGGGGAGAAAGCCUCCAUCUGAUUCACUCUCUCCCUUGUUGGGAAGGGAACCGCCAUUGUGGGAAAGGAUUCACUCAGUCGUCCCAGCUGCAUCCUUUACCCGGUCUGGCCUACACGUGACUCCAGACCCACAGCAGUCUGGUUGACUCUACGCUGCUCAUCCAACUUACUUGGAUACAGGUUGAAAUUGCUGAGUGAGGCAAUACUUCCUCCAGGUUAAGGCUCCAAUUACAUUAGGGACAACUCAGUGGUGACCAAUAAUGAAGUAAGUGAGGGGUUGCACUUUGACCUUGAGCUGUUUUUAAAAAAAAUUGCUACUUUUUCUACGCCUUUCUGCUGGGAGAUUCUGAAGCUGUAACAAAGUUGGGUCACAAUAAAGAUUACCUGAACUUCA
This is a messenger RNA of Hemiscyllium ocellatum (epaulette shark), 3417 nucleotides long. Its product is annotated as zinc finger protein 135-like. Lineage: Eukaryota; Metazoa; Chordata; Chondrichthyes; Orectolobiformes; Hemiscylliidae. The record is from RefSeq and is a predicted model, not a curated record. Gene Ontology annotation, cellular component: nucleus. Gene Ontology annotation, molecular function: DNA-binding transcription repressor activity, RNA polymerase II-specific; RNA polymerase II cis-regulatory region sequence-specific DNA binding; DNA-binding transcription activator activity, RNA polymerase II-specific. Bases 719 to 2863 code for a protein of 714 amino acids. Gene Ontology annotation, biological process: negative regulation of transcription by RNA polymerase II. The transcript has 4 exons.